UAAAGCAUGAGUGAAAAAGCAGCAGUGGUGAAUAGAAGGCUUUGGCAAUAGCAAAACUUGUGAAUUAAUAAGUUAGUCGUGCUUUAAGAGACCUAUAUAACAAGUAAUUCUGAUAUUUACGGUGUCAACCUGUCGGUCUGCUUAUAGAGUCAGAGAUUCAUUAAUACAUUGCUGUGGAGUAGCUUUAACAAAACAAUUAUUAACGAAACAAUAUUGACACAUUCAGUCAGAUAUGGCAAUAACAGCAGAUCAGAUCCGGGAUAAACUUAUUAAAGAGCUUGCUGCAGUGCAUGUGGACGUGGAGGAUACAUCACCCAACAGAUGUGCUGCCAGCUUUAAGGUCAUCGUGGUAUCGGCCCAGUUUGAGGGUAAACCUCUUUUACAACGACACAGGAUGGUGAACACGUGUCUGGCUGAGGAGCUGAAAGAGAUCCACGCCUUUGAACAGAAGACUCUCACGCCGGAGCAGUGGGACAAACAGAAGACACAGUGACACGUGGACACGCCCAUCACAUUCCCAUCACACUGGUCCUUCUACUUUCAACAGGCCUGGUCACUUCUCUGACACGGGAAAUGCAGUCGAGUGUCUCAACUUGUCAUUGAAUCUGUAUUGAUUAAAGUCAAACAUU
Cololabis saira (Pacific saury) is the source of this 629-nucleotide messenger RNA. RefSeq lists its product as uncharacterized. Gene Ontology annotation, molecular function: 2 iron, 2 sulfur cluster binding. Gene Ontology annotation, biological process: intracellular iron ion homeostasis. NCBI's taxonomy places the organism in Eukaryota, Metazoa, Chordata, Actinopteri, Beloniformes, Belonidae. The record is from RefSeq and is a predicted model, not a curated record. The transcript has 3 exons. Gene Ontology annotation, cellular component: cytosol; nucleus. Bases 233 to 493 code for a protein of 86 amino acids.